Molecule: messenger RNA, 5904 nt
Organism: Melozone crissalis (California towhee)
Lineage: Eukaryota; Metazoa; Chordata; Aves; Passeriformes; Passerellidae
Gene: DTNA
Product: dystrobrevin alpha
Exons: 22
Coding region: 215-2353 (712 amino acids)
Biological process (GO): synaptic signaling
Cellular component (GO): synapse; plasma membrane
Molecular function (GO): zinc ion binding
Source: RefSeq, a predicted model, not a curated record
CCCGCUCCGGCGCCGUGCGCGGCGGCGGCGGCGGAGCAGGAGCAACUCCCGCUCCUCCCGGCGCGUCCCUCCUCCUGCCUGGCACCGUGUGCCGGCGGCGGGUGCACGGUGACCUUACGGAGCGUGCAUUACCUCACAGGAUCUGAUCUGGGCACUCUGAGGCAGACGGAGCAGGGAACAGAGCAAGCGGUCGGAGGAGCAUCAUUUCUACGGAAUGAUUGAAGAUUGUGGGAAAAGAGGAAAUACCAUGGCAGAAAGAAGGCAGCUGUUUGCAGAAAUGCGGGCUCAGGAUCUGGAUCGCAUCCGCUUGUCCACCUACCGAACAGCAUGCAAGCUUCGGUUCGUUCAGAAGAAAUGCAACUUGCACCUGGUGGACAUCUGGAAUGUGAUCGAAGCCUUACGGGAGAACGCCCUGAACAACCUGGACCCCAGCACCGAACUGAACGUGGCUCGCCUGGAGGCUGUGAUCUCAACCAUCUUCUACCAGCUCAACAAACGGAUGCCCACCACCCACCAGAUCAACGUGGAGCAGUCCAUCAGCCUGCUGCUCAACUUCCUGCUAGCGGCCUUUGAUCCGGAAGGACAUGGUAAAAUUUCCGUUUUUGCUGUCAAAAUGGCCUUGGCAACUCUUUGUGGAGGAAAGAUCAUGGACAAAUUAAGAUAUAUUUUCUCCAUGAUUUCUGACUCCAGCGGGGUGAUGGUUUAUGGCAGGUACGACAUGUUCCUGCGCGAGGUUCUCAAGCUGCCCACCGCUGUCUUCGAGGGGCCUUCCUUUGGGUACACUGAGCAGUCAGCAAAAUCCUGUUUCUCACAACAGAAAAAAGUCACAUUAAACACUUUCUUGGAUACUCUCAUGUCUGAUCCCCCACCACAGUGUCUAGUGUGGUUACCACUUCUGCAUCGACUGGCAAAUGUUGAAAAUGUCUUCCACCCCGUCGAGUGUUCCUACUGCCACAGCGAGAGCAUGAUGGGGUUUCGCUACCGCUGCCAGCAGUGUCACAAUUACCAGCUCUGUCAGGACUGCUUCUGGAGGGGCCAUGCCAGCGGUUCCCACAGCAACCAGCACCAAAUGAAAGAGUACACGUCAUGGAAAUCACCUGCUAAGAAGCUAACUAAUGCACUUAGCAAGUCUUUAAGCUGUGCUUCCAGCCGUGAACCUUUGCACCCAAUGUUCCCUGACCAGCCUGAAAAACCUCUAAACCUGGCUCAUAUUGUGCCCCCCCGACCUGUAACCAGCAUGAACGACACACUCUUCUCCCAUUCUGUUCCCUCAGGAAGUCCCUUUGCAAACAGAAGGUUACUUGGGGGUAUAAAUGCAGCCAGUCCUGUGGCUGAUGAGCAUUCUCUUAUAAAGCUGUAUGUAAAUCAGCUUCACAACAAUUCACGCGUCCUUGACAGUGCGAGUCGGCUGGAUGAAGAGCACAAGCUGAUCGCCAGGUACGCAGCAAGGCUGGCAGCAGAAACUUCUUCAUCACAGCCGAGUCAGCAGAGAGGGGCAUCAGAUAUCUCCUUCACCAUUGAUGCAAACAAGCAACAAAGGCAGCUGAUUGCAGAGCUCGAAAAUAAAAACCGAGAAAUCCUGCAGGAGAUCCAGAGGCUGCGACUUGAGCACGAGCAAGCGUCUCAGCCCACACCAGAGAAGGCCCAGCAAAAUCCCACUCUCCUUGCAGAGCUCCGGCUCCUGAGGCAGAGGAAGGAUGAGCUGGAACAGAGGAUGUCUGCACUCCAGGAAAGCCGAAGGGAGCUGAUGGUGCAGCUGGAAGGCCUCAUGAAACUGCUGAAGACGCAGGGGGCGGGCUCCCCGCGCUCCUCGCCCAGCCACACCAUCAGCCGGCCCAUCCCCAUGCCCAUCAGGUCUGCCUCUGCCUGCUCCACCCCGACCCACGCGCCUCAGGACUCUCUGACCGGGGUGGGAGGAGAUGUGCAGGAAGCCUUUGCACAAAGUGCGAGACGAAACUUAAGAAAUGAUUUGCUGGUGGCAGCAGAUUCAAUCACCAACACCAUGUCUUCUUUGGUAAAAGAACUAAAUUCUGAAGUGGGCAGCGAGACAGAGAGCAAUGUGGAUUCGGAGUUUGGCCGGACUCAUUUCGAUGAUCUGGUUCCAUCCCCGACAUCUGAGAAGGCUUUCCUGGCCCAGAUCCACGCCCGCAAGCCGGGAUACAUCCACAGCGCUGCUGCCACCGGCUCCAUCCGCAGUGACAUGGUUACAGAAGAUGGAGACCCCUAUGUCAGAGCAGAUGAUGAAAAUUAUGAGAAUGACUCUGUCCGCCAGCUGGAGAAUGAACUGAAAAUGGAGGAGUACCUGAAGCAGAAGCUGCAGGAUGAGGCGUACCAGGUCAGUUUGCAAAGUUGAGUGCAAUAUUCUUCUCUCUCCUCUCAAGGAAGCUGCAGUCAGACAGACAAUGAAAGCUACGUGAGAACUGAUGAUGAGGAGAGCUGCUUUCGGACAGAUGAUGAAGAAAUCUCAGCUGCGAACUUCACAGAAGAGUGGAACCAAGAGGUGCAGCGUCUCUUGACGAAAAAAUCACAUAACUAAUUCUGAGGACUGUAGCACAGUACUUUUGUUCUAAGAGUUGUAGUUUGUAGAUGUGUGUUUUUUGACAACAAGACUUUUGUUUAAAGCUAACUUAUAUUAGCUACAUCUUCUGUAACAUGGCUCAUUACUGGCGAAGCAAACAGACUGACGCGCGUGCUGCUGUCACGCACGGCGGCGCUGUUAAUAACUCACGUGAACCCUUUGCACAUGAUAUUGAACCUGUUCAGUUUACAAUGACAAUACUGUUUAUAGUUAGAAAUUUGAUUUCUGAAUACUUUAAGAUUUUAGUAGAUUGGUUUACUAUACACUGUACAUUUUUUUUUUCCACGGGAGAAAUAAAAAGCGACAAUUAUGCAUUUAACACUGAACGAUGAUACUCCUGAGUGUAUAUAUCUAGUAGCCCAAAAAACAAAGUACCAGACUAUAUUUGCAAUUUGUUUGCAAGUCUUUAAAUUAAGGCUUAUACAAAAUGUACUAAAAUAAUAAUAAUAUAACUAAUAAUAAUAAUAAACUUCUCUAAUUUAGGGCUAAUGUGUAACUUAGGAAUGUUUCUUUCAAAAUAGUCUAACAAAUCAGCCAUAGAAGUUAGUGUAAAUAUUUUUUUUCCAAAUAGAUAUCAUAUACAAAAGGUGACAUUCAAAUGAUAUAGAAUCUAGUUUUUAAAUCAGCACAGAUCUUCUUAAAACUGUGAACUAUGUUUUGAAAUACUCGUUGCUAAAGCUGUUUAUAAACCACAGGUGCCAUAAGAUCCCUGAACUGACUGAUGUUACGUAUAAUCCUCCAUGGUAUUGUUUCAUUGAUGUUUUAGCUUUAGUCAGCAUGUGUUCAACAAACCAGCUCUUUCCAUCUCUCUGCCCCUCCUCUUCCUCCCUGCCCCCUAACAUUAUGUUAUUUUCGAGGCCUUCAGCUUUAAAUGUACAGGCUUAAAGUGCGCUUGCAACUGUUUCCUUUUGAUUUCCGAAUGUGUACUGCCUUAGCCAGCCACCAGAUGUUCUGCAUGCCCUCUUGGAAAUGUGUGGUGAGACUCUUUCAGAGCUGGAUGGAGAAAUAGCGCUCAGUGACAAGCACAAGAGGAGUGGGUUCUUGCAAAAGGACAGGCAUACAGUUACAGAAUGUUUCGUCCAGUUUAGUAUUUUUCCAGUAUCAAGGCAUUUCGGGAGAAAGGGGACUGACGUGGCCAUUAGGCAGGGUUAGGCAGUGAGGCUGCUGGCUAAAAAGUGUUUGCUCUGCUGUGACCACAAACCUACAGAUACUCCUGAGCGGGCAUUGACACAAACUAGCAUCAAUGUGCUCCCCAGAGCACCCUGCUCCAAAACAAAGGUGGCACCUCCGUGGCACAUGGCACUGCCAUGCAGAGGAACCAGAGCCAGGCCAGGGACAGCUGGAGCAGCAGCAGGGCAGGGACACCAGGAGGUGUUCCAUGCUGGCCACCUGAGCUGUGCAGUGUUAGCUCGGGGCCGCCUCUGUGCCAAGGUAACUUUACUGCCCUAAUGCAAGACUGGGCUUCCAGUGCCUGGCUGACCUGAAGUGACACUGUCUAACAGCCCUGAACACAGUGGUGUUUCAUACAGAUAUUUCACACCAGCACAGUUUGCCUACAGCAAGUGAUGAGAUACCCAUCUAAAGCGGGUUACUGUGGCUUGUCUGUCCUUGCUUUCAUGGUGACGUGGAUGUGUGCUGCCGUGUUUACAUGAGAUUGCUAUGUAGCUCGACCCAGUAAGUCCACUUGUUUGCAUGCAUUCUCCAGGCUCGUGGCUGUUUCCCUGGGCACUAUGUGUUAGGGAAUGAGUAUCUGUAUGGAAGAGCUGCUGCCAUGUUUCACUUUCAUAUCAUUUUAUUUUGUAUGCAGAUCUCUUGUCUGUAUAUCCUUGCAUACCUGGGCUUGCUCUCAGACAUCCAAAUGCAUACUAAGGGAUCCAGAUAUCUUCAUGUAAGCUUUUCAUUUUUGCAGUGACUGGUCUUUGCUCCUGGGUAUGUGCCAUCCUGGCAAGGCAGGCACCAUAUCCUCCACUGUCCCCUCCUCCAACCUCCUCUCAGGAAUGAGUUAGCCUCCACUAGUGCCUAGCACUCCAUGUUUUAAGCUACUCCAGUGAACCUGUAGACAUUGCUGUCAGCUCAGGAUUCCAGGCAAGCAUUUCCUGAACAGGGAGAAAACAAGCUAGAACACAGCUAUGUGCAAUGGCUGAUUAAUUCAACCCAUGUCAUGUUUAACUGUGCCCAAAGUAAUAGAUCCCUCUCAUCACCUUAAUGUCUGCGUGCUCAUUGUCACCAUGCUUAAAAUAGAUGCACUAGCCUAAAUCCAGUGCAAGAGCUUCUGGACCAGGAGUAAGAACUGAAGUUGACUAAUCAAGCACCUUUCUUUUAGGCUGGUGUCAACAGGAUGAUCCCUUAGGAGUUCUGGGUCCCUUAUGCCCUGGAGCUCUGAGAUGAAGCACCUCUUACUUAGCUCUGCAAAUGCCUAUUUUAAGCAUUUUCCCAACUGUUAAGCUGGCUGCAUUUUCACCCAGCUGGUCUUUGUCUGUUUGUUGACUAUUAUUUUGGUUGUGGUUUGCGGUCAUUAAAACAAACACAGUUACAGAAGAGGUCCCUGCUAUGGCCCUUUUCUUAAUUACCCAUGGCCCGCCACAACCGUCAAAGCUCCGGGUGGUUUUGCUGUCACUGGAGGAAAACCAGUGGUUUGGAAUCAGGAGACAGGGAUGUGAAGAUGUAUAGGGUCCUUGAAUGUCCAAAGCGAAGGUGGAGAAUGGGUUGUCUGUAAGUAGUAAUGUUAACUAAACUGCAUAAAAAGGUGUGUGGCCUUUGUUGUGAUAUAAUAUGUAUUUUCUUAUAUGCAUGAGCCAAAUUGUUGCAUCAUAAUUUAUCAUAAGUGUGUCUGCCUUUACUUUCAGUCGUCACCUUCUCCCAUUCUUAUUGGUUCUUGGCAAUUACUGUAGAUAGACCUUGUAAAUAUUGCAACCUCGGGUUGCUGUGAUCACACUGGUUCAAUUCAGCAGACGGAGCUGUGAACAAUAAGCACUCCACAGUGUCCUGAAGAAUAAAGGGCAUUUUUACCUUUGAACCAAAAAACAACAAAAAAAGUACGAAGAGUUACAUCUUGAGGCUACUAACUGCAACGCAUUUUUAAAACACUGUACUUGACACCACUUGAGACAUGCAGAGACACUAAAAAUGUCACGAUAUUCAUUGGUAUUGUAACAGAACUGCUAUUGUAUGGGGUUUUUGUAUUGCUGUUCAGUAUUGUUUUGUGUGUGUGUGUUGGAACCUACUGGGGACAUGUUAUAUUUUGAAGUGAUUAAACUAUUUAAUUGUGUGUCUAUAUUUUGGAAUGGAAUUAUUUCUUCAUUAAAAAGAUUUUUAAAAGGAAUUUA